UCGCUCUUUGAUCCUCUCGCGUGUCCUCAGUCACAUCUCUGGGUUUGUCAGUCAGUCACCUCACUUGUGAGACCUUACAGCCUGCUUUAGCAAGUAAUUGUUUUUUUAAACUGUUUUUUUUUUGCGGAACUUUUCUUGGGGUUACUUAAUCUUAGAUAGAAUUACGUGUAGGAGCAUUUUCAGCUAGUUUUCAGAAACUUUUCGCCCAAUGAAUAUUAAUGCUGAAAACAGUGCUGUCGGCUUCGCUGAUGGAAGCUGCCAGGAUGAACUGGACUUUCCUUUUCCUCUAUUUCUUUGUAGCCAAACUGGAAAUGACAUCCCACAUGAUGACCAAGAUGAGCUUGAUGCUUUGUCAAACCUCAAUACUAAUCCACCCUCGUCCAACACUGACCAGGACCAUCCUCAAUACAGCAAUCUGUCCCUCUAUCAGCCUUCCUAUAAUCCUCCACCUUCUGAUGACAUCCUCAACUGUUAUCAACCUGAACUGCGAGAUCUUCUCUGUCACACACUCUCAUCCCAAGCUAGCCCCCGCAUUGAGAUCACCCGAUCAGAGCUACACCACCAGCAAAGAGAGCAUGUCCAAACAGCACCAGUGGAUAUCAGUCGCCGUCUAGCAGUACCUUCGUAUCAGAAUUUGCUCUACAGGGAAAACCUUAGCCCAGCAAGCAGCACGUCCUCUAGCUGGCACUCUGAGGUGUAUUCACCUCAACCAUCACCCUGUGUUUCUCCCAGUGGUUCAGGAGGUGGAGGUUUAGCCGCCAUGACCGUAGCUGAGUUGUGCCCAAGGCUUCAGGCCAUCCAUGCAUCCGGUUCACCCCAUACUUCUCCAAAUACCUCCCCACGCACCAGCAUCACAGAGGAGACUUUCCUGAACUGCAAGCCUUCAUCUGCCUCCUCCUCCUCACGGCCAGGUUCACGCUCCACUUCUCCUCAAGGAAAGCGCACUUAUGAGCAAUACCAGAACCCUGCCCUGGUGGUCCCACGCUCCCGAAGCCCGUCUCCUCAUGCAUUGCGGGAAGAGUUGGUUGAGCCUUGUAGACCACCAGCUAAUGUUGAUGAAUUUGUAGACAGCAUCAACAGACACCUAGCUAAACCAGUGCCCACAAAGAUCGGACGGACUUUUCAGGAGUACUCUAUAUGCAGCCAAAAAGAGCAUGCCGUAUUCGCUGAAGUGAAGCGGGAACCCAUAAUGGAACCAGUAUACGUCUUGCAACCCCUAGGUUUGCCCAAUCAGAUGCCCACAGCCAUGUGCAGCAUGUCGUUGGCAUCUCUGCCUGCUCUGGAGUGGCCGCUUCCCAGCUGCACAGAGCAGUAUGAGCUGAAUAUAGAGGUUCAGCCCAGACAGCACCACAGAGCCCACUAUGAGACUGAAGGCAGUAGGGGAGCUGUUAAAGCAGCAUCAGGAGGACAUCCUGUGGUUCAGUUGCACGGAUACAGGGGACGAGAAGCUUUGGCACUGCAGGUAUUUAUUGGAACAGCUGACGAGAGAGCCAUGAGGCCACAUGCCUUUUACCAGGUCCACCGCAUCACUGGCAAAACUGUCACCACCAGCAGCCAAGAGAAAAUGUUAAACGGAACCAAGGUUCUGGAGCUGCUGCUCGAACCCAAAGACAACAUGCGAGCAAUUGUGGACUGUGCUGGCAUACUAAAGCUGAAAAAUGCUGAUAUUGAGCUGCGGAAAGGUGAGACAGACGUGGGACGGAAGAACACACGUGUACGUCUGGUCUUUCGUGUCCAUGUGCCUCAGCCUGGAGGCCAGUGGAUUUCUCUACAAGUGUCCUCAAAUCCCAUCGAGUGCUCUCAAAGACCUAGCCGCGAAACUCCAGAGGUGAGGAGGCAAGAUUUGGACCACUGCUCAGUGCUGGGGGGAAUGCAGAUGAUCCUUACCGGUCAAAACUUCACCUCUGAGUCCAGGGUGCUCUUUAGUGAGACGACUCUAGAAGGCUUGGAGGUAUGGGAGAAGGAAGCCAUAGUCAACAGAGAAAAAAGUCAAGCAAACAUGCUGUAUGUAGAAAUUCCUCCAUAUCGAGACCCCAACAUCUAUCACCCAGUCAAAGUCAACUUCUGUGUGCUGAACGGGAAAAGGAAGCCUAGUCAGCCACAACACUUCACCUACAUGCCACUCCCAGUUCCACCAAUAAAGGCCGAGCCACUGGAUGAGUAUCAGUAUGGAGAGCUUGCCUACAGUGUCCCCCAGGUCUUAGGCGUCUCUCCACAAUUGUGCCAUCACACUGCCCAGAUCGCUACCAGCUGCUGCAGUAUGCCAGGCCAGGUUUCCCAGAGGACCAACAGUCCUAUUCUGUAUCCACCGUCCUCGGAGUACCACAAGCUCCAUCAGCCUUCAGCCUUCUAUCAGAGCCAGCUAGAGGCCCUGAGCACCAGCCCUGGUCACUACCAGCCUCCCCUGGAUCAACCUGCAUCUGGAGUGCAACCCAUCUGCUCAGGUCCGGCAACUGCCAUAGGGCCAAAUCCAGGCUCUCAUCUCAAACCCAGCAGUUACCAGCACAUCAUAGCAGGGCACAACUACCAGGCUGGUGUCUCUAUGUUUCCAAGCCUGGAUGCAACCAAUCAGAGAAUCUUUGUGCAGAGAGCAGCUCCUCCACUGCAGAGCUACAACCAGCAGCAGCCUGUGGAGCAUCAGAGAACCAGCAGCCCUGUAAGAGUCAAGCGGGAGAAUCUGGACGAAACUUACCUGAAUGAUGGUGAGGAGGCUGAGUUCAUCAUUAUGUGAAUGAAGUGAUCCGAAAAGAUCUCAUUAAUCACCCCAUUGAUGACGACUAGAUCCGAAAAUCAGUCUUCCUCCAAGCGACCGCCAUAACUUUUGGACAACUCCUCUGCCUUCACAUCUGCACACAUUCUUUGUCAUAUCAUGUUUUUAAAGGUGUGGUGAUAAUUGUUAAGCAUAAUAAUGAUUGCUGAUUGCACCUGCAACUGGAGUUAGCGUUAGAACUGAUCUUGUCUAUGUGAUUUGCCGUCAUUUUUCUCAGCCAUAUUAAAUAUUCUUAUAGCUGCUAACAUCUUUUUUGUAACAUUCCUUUUCUAGACAGUUGUGUAAAACAGCACCUUUAGUUCUCAGGUAUGCUUUAAUCUGCUAUUAUUGAAAUAUGUAACAAACAGUAUGAGGUACAAGCACUAUAGAGUUCAUUCUAGCUAACCGUCGAGAUCAGAUGCUCCCUGUUGAAUGUCAUGUAAAGCAUCUGGAGUGUUGAC
This is a messenger RNA of Tachysurus fulvidraco (yellow catfish), 3210 nucleotides long. RefSeq names its product nuclear factor of activated T-cells, cytoplasmic 2. Gene Ontology annotation, biological process: calcineurin-NFAT signaling cascade; cytokine production; regulation of transcription by RNA polymerase II. Gene Ontology annotation, cellular component: transcription regulator complex. Gene Ontology annotation, molecular function: DNA-binding transcription factor activity, RNA polymerase II-specific; RNA polymerase II cis-regulatory region sequence-specific DNA binding; transcription factor binding. Lineage: Eukaryota; Metazoa; Chordata; Actinopteri; Siluriformes; Bagridae. The record is from RefSeq and is a predicted model, not a curated record. The coding region runs from base 209 to 2731 and encodes 840 amino acids. The transcript is spliced from 10 exons.